This is a messenger RNA of Stylophora pistillata, 2799 nucleotides long. RefSeq names its product ATP-binding cassette sub-family C member 4-like. Gene Ontology annotation, biological process: transmembrane transport. NCBI's taxonomy places the organism in Eukaryota, Metazoa, Cnidaria, Anthozoa, Scleractinia, Pocilloporidae. Gene Ontology annotation, cellular component: membrane. Gene Ontology annotation, molecular function: ABC-type transporter activity; ATP binding; ATP hydrolysis activity. The record is from RefSeq and is a predicted model, not a curated record.
AUGACGAAGGGUGGAUACCAGAAAAUAUCCACCACAGACGAGACAGAAAAAGUCAGUUUUAUAUCUUUCCUAUUCUUUCAAUGGAUGAAUGACAUCUUCAAGACAGGCAGACAAAGAACUUUAGACGAGAACGACUUCGUGCCCCUUUCAAAAGAAAACUCUACCGAUUUUCUCGCCGGACGCCUCCAAACAAGCUGGAACAAAGAGAAAGAUGAAUGCAAAGGGAAUGGACGAAGACCAAAACUCUGGAGAAGCCUGUUAAAGAUGAUCUCUAUUGAGGAGGCAAAGAUCAUUUUACUCACUCAUGCAUUCUACGCACUUCGGCGCUUUCUCCAACCUCUCUUUCUAGGUUAUCUGGUUUCUUCGCUGAUGCAGGCUGAGCCACAAAAAAAUAUUCUUUUGUACUGUUGUGUGACAGCUAUGGGCAUUUUUGUCUUUAUUGGGACAGUUAUUGAACAUCACUUGUGUAAUACUUGUAAGGUGGUUGGUCUCAGAAUGAGCAGUGCUCUUAAAAGUCUGAUUUACCAAAAGCUACUGCAACUCAGUAGGACUGAGUUAUUGAAAUUUACAAUUGGUCGCGUGAUUGACCUCGUAUCAAACGAUGUUCAGCAACUGGAGGAGUAUACUGUGAUGGACUGUUGCCUUGCCAUUUUGGAUUUUCUCUUACUUGUACCUGCAAUGGUAAUAUUACUCGUCUAUUUCAUCGGUUGGCAAGCUCUUAUAGGAUUCAUAUCCCUUUGUUUUCUGGUGCCAUAUUUUAUUGGAUUCGCCUGUAUUAGUGCUACACUUCACCGCAAUACCGAAGCAUUUACCGAUAGGCGCAUCUCUUUAGUGAACCAAGUAAUUUCUGGAAUUCGGGCGAUCAAAACACAUGCCUGGGAGGAUGAAUACCAAGAAAGGAUCAAAAGGACACGAAGUGAUGAAAUUAGUACCAUCCGCAAGAAGAGUGUUGUUCUGUCAGGCGUUGCUGCCUUGGAGUACACUUCAGAGUCACUAGCCAUGCUGACGUCAGUUAUUACACUGAUGCUAACGGGUCAUCCCCUCACCCCUAUCAACGUCUUUAUGCUUCUCUCAUUUACCAAUGUACUAAGAGUGAGCUUUUGCGAUUACUUGCCUUAUGGUUUCUUGGGAAUAUAUGAGGCCUGUGUUUCACUCAAAAGGAUUGAAGACUUUCUAUAUUUAGAAGAUUUAAUCGGAAUCCGCAAAGAAGACAGUAUUAAGAACACAGACAAUCUGAAAAAUGUUUCAGAUGAACCCAAAAACACUGGUGAAGUUCCCUGCGUUAUUGUUGAAGAGGAUAACCAUUCUGUUUUCCCAGCCAUCCUUGAGGUGUCAAUUUUGAAACCGAAGGAAAAGAUAUGCGAUGCUGAAUUCAUUCUGAAAGAUGUUCAAUUUUCCGUUGCGUUACAAGCUCUAACAGUCAUUACUGGCCCUGUAGGCUGUGGAAAAUCGUCUCUUCUCAAAGCUAUCGCUGCCGAAGAGUCCGUCACAGUUGGAGGAGGAAUCUGUGCAUAUUCAUUAGCUUACGUUCCUCAGAUAUCAUGGGUCUUCUCUGGGACAAUAAGACAAAACAUUUUAUUUGGUCAAUCGUACGAUGAACCCAGGUACUUAGCUGUAGUUGAAGCAUGCUCCCUUAUGGAAGACUUCCAUGUAUUUCCAAACGGCGACCAAACAGUUGUAGGUAAACUAGGUGCCGUUCUCAGUGGAGGCCAGCGUGCAAGAGUGAGCUUGGCAAGAGCUGUAUACAUGGAUGCAGACCUAUACUUAUUGGAUGACCCUCUGAGUGCUGUAGACAAGAAAGUUGGUCAACAUAUCUUUGCAAAUUGCAUAAAGGGUAUAUUAAGUAACAAAACGCGACUGUUAACGUCCCACCAAAAAGAACACUUCAAAGAUGCUAAUGAAGUCAUUGUGCUGUGCAAAGGUUGUAUGUUGGAAAAAGGAAGUUUCGCUGAGCUUCAGGAAAAAGGGUUUCUUCGCACAACUUUCGAUCCAGGUUUUGAGAACUCUUUUAUUACAGAGAAUGAAGAUCAAUCAGAUGAAGAUAGAGUAGUGCCUGCCCAAAAUCAAGUAAAGGAACUGGAAAUAUCGGACGAGGACCGAACAACUGGAGUAGUGACUUUCCAGGUCUACUGGGACUACUUCAGAAGUGGAUUACAUUCGUAUGCAAUCCUGGGAUUUAUCUGUUUGUGUCUCCUCACUCAAGCCAUUGUAGUUUUACCUGAUGUAUGGCUCUCAUUCUUGAUAGAGAAGAGUCAAGAAGAACAGAAAGACGUCACAAACUUUAUCAUACAUGGAUGUCUGGUCCUCGCAUCCUUCAUAUUUAGCGCUAUCAGAGCAUUUAUUUUCCUUUGGGCUUCCUUAAAAUGUUCUGAACGCCUUCAUGAUAAAAUGGUGGAAGCCAUUCUGAAAGCACCUGUUUUAUUCUUUGACUCAAAUCCUAUUGGAAGAAUUCUUAAUCGAUUUUCUAAAGACAUAGGCUGUGUAGACGAGCAUUUACCCCGAUCGUAUCUACUUUCCCUCCAGUUGCUUUUACAAAUGCUUGCCUCAAUUGUUGUUCCCAUCAUUGCCAAUCCCUUGCUUCUUUCUGUUUUUGUUUCAUUAGCUGUCGCGGGUGGGUACAUCGUUAAGUAUUUCUUGCAAACCUCCAGACAGCUUAAAAGGUUAGAGUCAAUAAAUCGAAGCCCUGUAUAUUCGCAUUUCUCGGAGACCCUAAAUGGGUUGGAGACGAUUCGAACAAGCGGAAGACAGAGAGACUUCGUGGAACAGUUUAAUAGGUACGUUCAUCGCGAAAACGGUUAA